AUGGACAUCAAGGCGGAGACGAAGGCGGGGUGGAGGACGCCGGCGUCGAUGGUGCUGGUGCAGCUGAUCAUCACGGGGAAUAUCCUGCUGUCCAAGGUCUCCAUCGGGGGCGGCAUGGUCAUCUUGGUGCUACUCGCCUACGCCAGCCUCUUCGGUGCUGCCUUCAUCCUCCCCUUGGCGCUCAUCAACGAAAGGGGCAAGUGGAGGGAGAUGGGCUGGCACGCCACUGGAUGGAUCUUCCUCAACGCCUUCAUCGGGUACGCACUGCCGAUGAGCUUAUACUACUAUGGCCUCCUUGAUACAACACCGUCUUAUGUUGUCAUCUUUCUAAACCUAAUUCCACUGGCCACCUUCAUCCUCUCAGUCCUCUUCAGAAUGGAGACGUUGCGAAUUUGGAGUGCGUUUAGAUCACUGAAGGUUGCAGGUGUUCUGUUCUCUGUUGGAGGCACGAUGCUCAUCAGCCUUUACAAGGGCAAGGCGUUGCAUCUCUGGAAUCCCAUCCUAAAGAUCCACCCCAAGGAACAGACACCUGAGGGUGCAAGCAAUCAACUAAGAGGUACAAUAUUCUUACUAGGCAGCAGCUUCACAUUUGCUUGCUGGUACCUGCUCCAGUCAAAGGUUCUCAAGGUGUAUCCAUACAAGUAUUGGUCAUCCAUGGCGACAUGCUUGGUUGGAGGACUCCAAACAGCAAUAAUUGGAAUAAUAUUGAAUACAGACAAGAAGGCAUGGAAGCUAGGAUGGGAUUUCGACCUUGUGACCAUCUUGUACUCGGGAGCACUUGCAACAGCAGGGAAAUAUUGCUUGAACUCAUGGGUUGUGGCCAAGCGAGGCCCAACAUAUCCUCCCAUGUUCAACCCAUUGUUUGUGGUAUUCACAAUUUUGCUGGCCUCCAUCUUCAUAGGUGAUGAAAUUACAGUCGGAGGCCUGCUCGGUACAACCAUGGUGCUUGUUGGGCUAUACACUUAUCUUUGGGCAAAAUCAAAAGAAGUACGUGAUGAAUAGAUCUCAUCGGUUGAAGGCAGAGUUCUUGUAGCUGCAAAAAUGACAACAUUUGUACUUCUAUACAUGAAGAUCAUAAUACGUUAGAUGGAAGAUUACAAGGUUUAUUUUAGGACGCCAAACUAUCUAUCCAAC
Molecule: messenger RNA, 1134 nt
Organism: Aegilops tauschii subsp. strangulata
Lineage: Eukaryota; Viridiplantae; Streptophyta; Magnoliopsida; Poales; Poaceae
Product: WAT1-related protein At5g64700-like
Cellular component (GO): membrane
Molecular function (GO): transmembrane transporter activity
Source: RefSeq, a predicted model, not a curated record